Plasmodium gaboni is the source of this 2526-nucleotide messenger RNA. RefSeq names its product putative DNA polymerase delta interacting protein. Gene Ontology annotation, cellular component: cytosol. The record is from RefSeq and is a predicted model, not a curated record. The transcript has a single exon. The coding region runs from base 1 to 2526 and encodes 841 amino acids. NCBI's taxonomy places the organism in Eukaryota, Apicomplexa, Aconoidasida, Haemosporida, Plasmodiidae. Gene Ontology annotation, molecular function: flavin adenine dinucleotide binding; oxidoreductase activity; FMN binding.
AUGCGAGAACGUAUUUUAAUAUUAUAUGGAUCAGAAUAUGGAACCGCAUAUGAUUGUUGUCGAAAUAUAUAUUACGAAUUGUAUACAAGUUUUGAUAUAGACUUUUUUUCAUUAAAUGAUAUAAAUAUUAUUAGUCUUUAUAAAUAUAAUAAUAUUAUUAUUAUUGUUAGUACUACUGGAUAUGGUUGUUGUCCACAUAAUAUGACACAAUUUUGGCUAGCUCUACAUAAUAAUGAUUUUAUUUUUUAUGAUAAUAUGAAAUUUCAUUUAUUUGGAUUAGGAGAUAGUUCAUAUGAUAAUUAUAAUCAAGUAGCAAAAAAAUUAAAAAAAAAAUUAAAAUCCUUAAAUGCAAAUAUUGUAAAUUAUAGCUUAGGAAAUUAUCAACAUCCAUCUAUGCAUUUUUCUAAUUUUAAUAUAUGGAAGAAUAAUUUAUAUGACUUUUUAAAAAAAAAUUAUUAUAAUUUUGAUAUAAAUACAAAUGUUCCUUUUAUAUAUGAUGUAAUAAUUUGUCAGGAUAAUAAAAAUAAACAUAAUGAUCAUAUAUAUCAUAAAAAUAAUAUUAAUAACAAUAGUUGUAAUAACCAAAAGAUGAAUAUUUAUAAUAAUAAUACCAAUGAAUAUUAUAAUUUGAAUGACAAGAAAAAUACAAGUUUUUUUUUUAAAAAUAUUGAAAAUUUUAAUAUUGAUGAACAUUUUUGUAAAUUAUUAAAUUAUAAAAAAUUUGUAGUUACAAAGAAUGAAAGAUAUACAAAUAUAAAUUAUGAUCGAGAUGUAAGAUAUAUGAAUUUAAUAACAACAAAUGAAUGUUCAAAUAUAUGUGGAUUAAUAAAAGUACAUCCUUUUUUGGAUAUGAAUAAAACAAAAGAAUUAUUAGAAUUAUUAAAAAUUAAUUACAAUGAUUAUAUUAUAAUAAUUCCAAAUAAAAAUCUUAAUAACAAUCAAAGUAUAUAUUUACCAUUAAAUAAAAAAAUAAAAGUAUUAGAUUUAUUUAUAUAUUUUUUGGAUCUUAACAAAAUUGUAACUCCUUUCUUUUUUACAUAUUUAUCUACAAAAACAUUUAGUUCAAUUCAUCGUAAUAAAUUUUAUAAAAUAGCAGAUACUAUUGAUAUAUCUGAUUAUUUUUCAUAUGUAUAUCAAGAUAAAAGAUCAUACUUUGAUAUCAUGUUUGAUUUUUAUAAUUAUAUUAAUAUAGAUAUUAAAUUCUUAAUUAAUACAUUGCCAUAUAUACAGGACAGAUGUUAUUCUAUAUUAAAUAUAUUUACAGAAUAUACAAAUAUAGAAAAUUAUAAUUUUUUUAAUAUAUAUAAUUUAUAUGCAAGUCAAAAGUUUUUAAAUAUCUUAUAUUUUUUAAAAACAAAUCUUAAUUCAAAAAAAAUAACACAUAUACAAAAUAUAAAUUCUUUAAAAAAUGAAACACAAAAAAAAAAAAAAAUUGUUCCACAUUCCUCUUUUAAUUAUAUAUCCAAUGAUACUUCUAAAAACACACUAGUAGUAACAUAUUCAAAAAUUAUAAAUAAUAUAUAUAAAAAAAUUUUAAAAACAAUUAAAGGAGAAACAGAAAAGGAAGAAAAUAUAAACCAAUAUAGACAUAUAACUACUAAACAGAAUAUAAUAGAAUUAUUAGUAUGUUUAUAUAAAAUAGAAAUAAAUAAGAAUAAAACAUUAAAAGGAUUAUGUUCAGAUUUUUUAGUUAAUUUAAAUCCAGGAUCAUUUGUAUAUUCAAAAAUUGAAAAUAGUAUGCUAGCUCUAAAUAAAAAUAUUUUUAAUUUAAAUUACACGGUUGUAUAUAUUUCUGUAGGUGCUGCUUUUAGUAGUCUAAUACCAGUAAUAAGACAAAGACAUUAUUUAUAUUCGACACAAUAUAUAGAAAGUAAGCAUGAUAAAAAUAAUAAUCUUAAGCAUAAUGAAGAUUAUUAUAAAAAUAUAAAAAUGAGAAGAAAAAGAGAUUUGCUCUUUUUAGGAUUUAGGCAAAAAUCCCAAGAUUUUUUUUUCAAAGAUGAAAUAAAAAGUUAUUUAUAUUUUAUUUAUAUUUUCUUGGCUUUUUCACAAGAUGUUGAAGAUAAAUUUGUAUAUUAUAAUAUGUUAAAUCAUAAUGAUUCUUCAAAAAAAUGGACCCAACAUAAUAUUAUGAGUAAUAAAGAUAUGAACAAUAUAUAUGUCAACAAUAAUAAUAAUAAUAAUAAUUACUCGUAUGAUAAUGUGUAUUAUGAAAAUCACUUUGAUCAAUAUGAACAAGAUUAUUUUAAAAUGUCUUACGAACAAAUGAAGAAUACAAUAAAAGAGAAAAAGAAAAUUUAUGUAACUGAUAUUAUAUUAAUGCUACAAAAUACUAUAUAUGAUUUAUUAACACAAAAAAAUACUAUCAUUCUUAUAUCAGGUAAAUCAAGACCCUUUUCUCAAAAUUUAAUUAAAACAUUUACAGAUAUUAUAAAAAAUAAAGAACCAAAUAAAAAUAUGGAUGAGAUUAAUUUAUUUAUUAAAAAAAAAAUUGAUGAUUUCUCUAUUAUAUUAGAAUCGUGGUAUUAA